Molecule: messenger RNA, 3008 nt
Organism: Chionomys nivalis (European snow vole)
Lineage: Eukaryota; Metazoa; Chordata; Mammalia; Rodentia; Cricetidae
Gene: Klc2
Product: kinesin light chain 2
Exons: 16
Coding region: 275-2143 (622 amino acids)
Biological process (GO): microtubule-based movement
Cellular component (GO): kinesin complex; cytoplasm; membrane-bounded organelle
Molecular function (GO): kinesin binding
Source: RefSeq, a predicted model, not a curated record
CCUUUAAGGCAGAGAACUGGCCUGCGGGAGCGCGUUUCGCCCCCUCCGACGCCGCCGAGGUAGCGGCUUCACCUUUAAGGCGGCGCGGGGACUGCUGGGAAGGCCGGCGGGAUGGAGGCAGCUAGACAAGCUCACGGUCGCGGAUCCGGGUGAAGCGGGGCAGGAGCCGCAGCCGGAGACUGGCCCAAGCAGAAGGUGCAGGUUGGCGCGGGCCGGUUUGGCUGGGAGACCGAGUCAGACCCGACAGUGAGGAGCGGCUGCAGAAGACACGACCAUGGCUACGAUGGUGCUUCCGCGGGAGGAGAAGCUGAGCCAGGACGAGAUCGUGCUGGGUACCAAGGCUGUUAUCCAGGGUUUAGAGACCCUGCGCGGAGAGCAUCGUGCCCUGCUGGCUCCCCUGGCUUCUCAUGAGGCAAGCGAGGCCGAGCCAGGCUCGCAGGAGCGCUGCCUCCUCCUGCGCCGCUCCCUGGAGGCCAUCGAGCUGGGACUUGGGGAGGCUCAGGUGAUCCUGGCACUGUCAAGCCAUCUGGGGGCUGUGGAGUCAGAGAAGCAGAAGCUGCGGGCUCAGGUGCGGCGCCUGGUACAGGAGAACCAGUGGUUGCGUGAGGAGCUGGCAGGGACACAGCAGAAGCUGCAGCGCAGCGAACAGGCGGUGGCUCAGCUGGAGGAAGAGAAGCAGCACCUGUUAUUCAUGAGCCAGAUCCGCAAGCUGGAUGAGGAUGCUUCCCCAAAUGAGGAGAAGGGUGAUGUCCCCAGAGACUCCCUAGAUGACCUGUUUCCCAAUGAGGAUGAGCAGAGCCCAGCUCCCAGCCCUGGAGGAGGGGAUGUAGCUGCACAGCAUGGGGGCUAUGAAAUACCAGCACGACUCCGUACCCUCCACAAUCUGGUAAUCCAGUAUGCUUCACAAGGCCGCUAUGAGGUGGCCGUGCCCCUCUGCAAGCAGGCACUGGAGGAUUUGGAGAAAACGUCAGGCCAUGACCACCCUGACGUGGCCACUAUGCUGAACAUCCUGGCACUGGUUUAUCGGGACCAGAACAAGUACAAGGAUGCUGCACACCUCCUCAAUGAUGCCCUGGCUAUCCGGGAGAAGACACUGGGCAAGGACCACCCAGCUGUGGCUGCAACCCUGAACAAUCUGGCUGUUCUGUAUGGCAAGCGGGGCAAGUACAAAGAGGCUGAGCCACUGUGCAAGCGAGCACUGGAGAUCCGGGAGAAGGUCCUGGGCAAGUUUCACCCAGAUGUGGCCAAGCAGCUCAGCAACCUGGCCUUGCUGUGCCAGAACCAGGGCAAAGCUGAGGAGGUGGAAUACUACUACCGGCGGGCCCUGGAGAUCUAUGCUACACGCCUUGGACCAGAUGACCCCAAUGUGGCGAAGACCAAGAACAAUCUGGCUUCCUGCUACCUGAAACAGGGCAAGUACCAGGAUGCAGAGACCCUGUACAAGGAGAUCCUUACCCGUGCUCAUGAGAAGGAGUUUGGCUCUGUCAAUGGAGAGAACAAGCCCAUCUGGAUGCAUGCAGAGGAAAGGGAGGAGAGCAAGGAUAAGCGCCGGGACAGCGCCCCCUAUGGGGAAUAUGGCAGCUGGUACAAAGCCUGUAAGGUUGACAGUCCCACAGUCAACACCACUCUACGAAGCUUGGGGGCUUUGUACCGGCGCCAGGGCAAGCUGGAAGCUGCACAUACACUGGAAGAUUGUGCCAGCCGUAGCCGCAAGCAGGGCCUGGAUCCUGCCAGCCAGACCAAGGUGGUAGAACUCCUAAAAGAUGGUAGUGGUGGACGAGGAGACCACCGUGGCAGCCGAGAUGUGUCUGGGGGUGCUGGGCCCCGGUCUGAGUCUGACCUGGAGGAGUCAGGGCCUGCAGCUGAGUGGAGUGGGGACGGCAGUGGCUCUCUGCGGCGCAGUGGCUCCUUUGGGAAGCUCAGGGAUGCCCUGAGACGGAGCAGUGAGAUGUUGGUCAGGAAGCUGCAGGGGGGUGGCCCGCAGGAGCCCCCUAAUUCUAGGAUGAAGAGGGCUAGCUCUCUCAACUUCCUUAACAAGAGUGUGGAAGAGCCAGUUCAGCCUGGAGGCACAGGUCUUUCCGACAGUCGCACCUUGAGCUCCAGCUCCAUGGACCUCUCCCGAAGAAGCUCCCUCGUGGGCUAAAGUUGAAGGGGCAGCCAGUCGCCAGAGCCUUCAUCUGACACGAUCCCUUACCCCAGCCCUGCGCAUGGGCCUGCUGCUUGUCCUGCCUGCCCUCCCAAGGACCCCUGUCUUUUCUGUUCAAACUCAGGGUAACCUCUUCCCUUGUCAUCUCAGCCCUCAGCCAGGGCCCUUGGUAGCCGGGUCGGCCGGCUCCAACUCUGUUCCUUAUUUAUUCCUUCCAGCAGGGGGCCUCUCUUCCCUACAUUCAGGGCCUGUGGGAGUGGUGGCCUGCCUACCCAACCCCCCCAAAGCCAAGAACACUAAGUACUUGCUGUCCCUCAGCAUCUUUGCCCCCCCCCCCCAACUUCCGGCCGUUGCUUCUGUAUAUAGAGAAAUAAGUUAUUUGGCCGUGUCAUCCUCAGUCGUCCCCCUUUAGUCCACGGUAUUCCCGGGCCGCCACCUGCCUCUCCCUUCUCCAGUGGUACCGCCCAGGCCUUAAAUCACCCCCGUUCCGAGUGGUGGUAUAUCCCAAGCUCCAAGUUCUAGGAGCAGAGCCUCCGAAAGGGUUCCCCGACCUCCUUGCCAUCCUGGUCUUGGGGGGGAUGUGCUCUACCCAACCUUGCAGAUGCCCGGACUCCCAUACCACCGGGCCUUGUGUUGACUCCCGGACUUAUGCACCGUCCUUCCCACCCAGCUCCGCCCAGGCAUGGCCUGACCCCGCCCUGGGCACGGCCGGCUGAGCCAUCCUGCCACGCCUUUCUUGCCUCAGCUUCUCCUGUACCCUCCACACACCCCCGCAGUAGGAGGGGCUACCCUAUUCGUUGGGCGAGGCAGUCGCUCUCUAUUUUCAGAUGUUGCUGUAGAAAUAAAGACGAUUUGAAUCUGA